Antrostomus carolinensis (chuck-will's-widow) is the source of this 1214-nucleotide messenger RNA. It is a transcript of the gene SLC22A15, whose product is annotated as solute carrier family 22 member 15. Gene Ontology annotation, molecular function: transmembrane transporter activity. Gene Ontology annotation, biological process: transmembrane transport. Gene Ontology annotation, cellular component: membrane. The transcript is spliced from 9 exons. NCBI's taxonomy places the organism in Eukaryota, Metazoa, Chordata, Aves, Caprimulgiformes, Caprimulgidae. The record is from RefSeq and is a predicted model, not a curated record. The annotation marks the transcript as partial.
GUUUUGCCCUUGACAUCUUGUUUGCCAUUGCAAAUGGAUUCUCACCCUCAUAUGAAUUCUUUGCCAUCUCUCGCUUCUUGGUAGGGAUGAUGAAUGGUGGGAUGUCACUGGUGGCCUUUGUUCUAUUGAAUGAGUGUGUGGGUACUGCCUACUGGGCAUUAGCAGGAUCAAUUGGAGGCUUGUUCUUUGCUGUGGGAAUUGCCCAGUAUGCCUUAUUAGGCUACUUCAUUCGUUCCUGGAGGACUCUGGCUGUUGUGGUUAACCUGGAAGGAACAGUUGUCUUUCUUCUCUCACUAUUCAUUCCAGAGUCCCCUCGCUGGCUCUAUUCACAAGGCCGGCUGAAUGAGGCAGAAGAUGCCCUCUACCUCAUCGCAAAGAGGAACCGCAAGCAGAAGUGCACUUUUUCAUUAAAACUCCCGGCAGAGAGGAGCCCCAGAGAGGCUGGCAGCUUCUUGGAUCUGUUCCGAUACAAGAUUCUCUUGGGACGCACCUUGAUCAUGAUGUUUACCUGGUUUGUGUGCAGCUUGGUUUACUAUGGCCUUACCCUUAAUGUGGGUGACUUAGGUGGAAGUAUUUAUGCCAAUUUAGCCCUUUCAGGGUUGAUAGAAAUCCCAGCAUACCCAAUCUGUAUUUACUUGAUUAACCAAAAGUGGUUUGGUCGGAAGCGAACAUUGAGUGCGUUUCUGUUUCUGGGAGGACUGGCUUGCCUUAUUGUCAUGUUUCUUCCUAAAAAGAAAGAUACUGGAGUGUUUGCAGUGGUAAAUAGUCACUCUCUGUCUUUGCUGGGGAAACUGACAAUCAGUGCUGCAUUUAACAUUGUCUACAUCUACACAUCAGAACUUUAUCCCACAGUGAUCAGGAAUGUUGGAAUGGGUGCCUGCUCCAUGUUUUCCCGUGUUGGUGGAAUCAUUGCUCCUUUCGUCCCUUCAUUGAAAUCUGUACAGUGGUCUCUGCCUUACAUUGUGUUUGGAGCAACUGGUCUUCUCUCUGGACUCUUAAGUUUACUGUUGCCAGAGACCUUAAACAGCCCUUUGCUAGAAACUAUUUCAGACCUGCAGGUAUGCUCAUAUUGGAGGCUGGGUGAUGAAGCCAUGUCACUGCAAGCCCUAGAUGGCUCACAGUCUGGAGACAAAGACAGUUCUGCAGGGAGUGGCAGUGAAGACGAGGAGUUUUAUGAUGCUGAUGAAGAGACUCAUAUGAUCAAGUAAUGAAAA